Molecule: messenger RNA, 2899 nt
Organism: Aedes aegypti (yellow fever mosquito)
Lineage: Eukaryota; Metazoa; Arthropoda; Insecta; Diptera; Culicidae
Gene: Nt5a
Product: 5'-nucleotidase domain-containing protein 1
Exons: 2
Coding region: 206-1747 (513 amino acids)
Molecular function (GO): 5'-nucleotidase activity
Source: RefSeq, a predicted model, not a curated record
GGUAAGCCAAGGCGCGCAAAGACGACCACAAAGAGCGCCAGAUCGUCGCGACGUCGCACGCGAAUUUCUUUCGCGCUGGUCUUGUGCUAGUGGUGGAAGGCAGUGAGAAGCGACUGUAAAUCAAAAAAGCUUCACGACCGAAAGGGUGGUGUUAGUGUGUGCAAAAUUUUAUAAUCUAGCACCGAGCACGCGGUUACCGACGACAAUGACGGCGAAAACGGCAUCAGUAGUAUUGCGACUUGGGCUCAGUGCGCUACCCGCGGCAGGACCCUUCCGGAUUGUGAGCGAAGGCGGUACAUUGCGACCCCUAUUGAACCUCUGCGGUGGUCGUGGCUUGGAAGGUAAGAGCUUACGAGAUAUUCAGGUGGACCAUUUCCGGCGGAUUUGGCAACUUCAGUGCAUCCGACACUACUCGCGAUACUCAGCCAAUAGAAUCAUGACUGGCUCGGAUACGUUCCGAUUCUCGGACUAUGACUGCAUCGGGUUCGAUUUGGAUAACACUUUACUGCGUUAUCAGAUUGGAAACAUGAUAGAGCUCGAGUAUGGCGUCAUGUCCAAGUUUCUGGUGGAAGAGAGAGGCUAUUCUGAGAAGUAUCUGUUGCAGCCGCCGGAUCUGGAUUUCCUGCAGAAAGGACUGAUCAUUGACUUCCACCGGGGAAACAUCCUCAAACUGGGACCAGAUGGAACGAUCCACCAGGCCACUCAUGGAACGAAAAAGAUGGCAGAGGCAGAGAUUAUUGCCUACUACGGGGAUGAGAAAAAGUGGGAAGUUACUACGGAAUACUGUGAGAACAUGUUGGUUGCCUGGAAUGGGCCUCUAUCGGAGAAGAUCCGGACGGUGCUAGAUUAUUUCGAUAUUUGCUCAACGCUUCUAUUCGGCAGAAUCAUCGAUACACUGGAUGAAGAGGCCCACGAGCGAAUUGGCCAUUACAAUAUCUGGCCCGAUAUACUGGACGCCUUGAUCCACAUGUACUCUCGAGAACACUUUGACCAAGGCGUAGGAGGCUACUUCCAAGCACUCAAGCAAAACCCGGAAAAGUAUCUUCUACGCUCGUCCCCAAAGCUAGUGUCGUGGCUUCGUGAGCUCAAAAAAUCAAAAACCACCUUCCUUGUGACGGGUUCGCAUGUAGAUUUCGCAAAUUUUACCGCGUCGUACGCACUGGGCCCUGAUUGGCGCGAACUGUUCGAUGUCGUCGUCGGAUUUGCCAAGAAGCCUGGAUUCUUCACCGGUGCCAAACCGUUCGUUCGGUUAGAAGGGGCGGUCGAAACGGAGCCAUUGAUGGCCUCCCAGCUAGAACGGAACGAAAUUUACUCGCAGGGCAACUGGCGGGACCUUAGCCUUCUGUUGGAGCGAAUCUCGCGCAAAGAACAUCCACGCUUCCUGUACGUAGGAGAUAAUCUAAUUCAAGACGUUUACACGCCGUCUAAAUUUACCAAAGCCGAUACGGUAGCGAUAGCGGAGGAAAUGGCCGCCGAAGGAAUGAAGGACCAUCCCCACCAUUCGCACCCGGACGCCUGCUAUCUCCAAUCGACGUUUUGGGGAUCCUACUUUGUGGCCGGUUCCAAUCCGCAGCUGGAAGAGCCGUCUCUGUGGGCAGACCUCAUCAAGCGAUACGCCAAGAUUUGCGUACCGAGCAUGGAUGAGGUGGCGCGGUACCCGGUAGACCAUAGCUAUAACAGUUUUACGGAGAGUGAAAGUUGUGCCGACGGGUACUAUCCGGCGGAACCGAUGAAACUAGUCAACUAGGAUCCGGUUAAUUAAUUACGCAUAAAGAUUCCAGAAAACAGUUUCAAGUGAUAUGCACAAAAUCAUACACAACGCCACUCAUAGGAUUGAAAUUCGCUGAAAGCAAAAGUGCGCUCCCCUUUCGACUGAGCUGUCCAAACAGAAUUACAUUCAUCUGGUUAGGCUAAAAAAAUAAUAUCACAGCCCUACAGCAAGCAUGCUCGUCCACCUUUGUUCACAAGCGCAAAAGUGUAAUUUAAUAAAUCACACCGCCGUUAAUAGGCGAUAAUAGUGGCCAAUCUGCAAUGCGAAUUUAUGAAAGAGGGGAGCCAGUUGAGAUCCACCAUGCUGACUGACAGCUUGAAGUGAAUUGUAGUAAAACCAUUUGUUUUAUGUCCGACAACAUCCCGCGCUAAAAAAAUGGACUUAGGUCACAUUCGGUAAGGGUUUAUUCGCAUCGUACAAUGCACUGCACAACUGUAACUGUGCAGAGUAAAUAUUUAAUCAAAUUCGAUUUACUGCACGAGCUGCACGUACUUCAAUCCUCUUCAAACCUUGGUUAGUGGAUUGUGUUGCGUUCUACGCCGAAUCAAGCGCGGAUGGCCCUGUGUGAACGUUUACUGACAAUAACUCUUUGCUGUAUCCUAAUUAUUGUUGUAAAUUUCACCAGCGAUUGUUUUUUUGUUCGGGAUUCUGUGUAACGUUUAUUUCCUUUUCGAAACCCACAGAGGUCGAAAGAGUCAACCGUACUAUCAACAGUCAUUAUAGCUCUUAAAGAGUUUUUUCAAAGCAAGGUAUUUUCUCUGUUACUGUAAUUGAUGACUGUAGUAAACCAUAGAAGGCUAAGUCAAAAAAUGUGGUACUAAUUAGAAGAAAGCGAAGCGAAGCUUUGGCUGAUUAGAAAUAGUAUAGGUAGUUCAGCGUACAAACACUACAAAGAACUAAUCUCAACAAUUGUACUAUAGGUUAUAAUCGACAGUGUGUCGUUUCUGUCUUAUCAAAAUAAAACUACAUAGAUUGGAUUCUGUAAUGAGAUUGCCCGUUGAAAAAUAAAUGAUUGUUACAUAAUGUUUGUAAUAUUACACCAGCAUAAUUAUGUUCAAUGGUAUACACACACAAACAAUAAAGAUGUCUAGCUUUUGUUUCAAAUAAAAUUGAAGUUUUAUUCUGUGA